Messenger RNA from Passer domesticus (house sparrow), 1238 nucleotides. RefSeq names its product phosphodiesterase 6D (gene PDE6D). The transcript has 5 exons. The record is from RefSeq and is a predicted model, not a curated record. Gene Ontology annotation, biological process: sensory perception of light stimulus. NCBI's taxonomy places the organism in Eukaryota, Metazoa, Chordata, Aves, Passeriformes, Passeridae. Gene Ontology annotation, cellular component: cytoplasm. Bases 292 to 687 code for a protein of 131 amino acids.
CCGUCCCUGCCCUGCCGCGGGUGAGGCGUCCCCGCGGGCAGAGUCCUCAGCCGGGUGGCCGCGACCACCGCCCCUCCGGUGCCGAGAGGGGCUGGGCCGGGGGCGGCGGCAGCCCCCCAGCCGCAGCGAGGACAGCUUACAGAGGGCAGGGGAAGCAGCUCUGCGCCAGGAGGAUCUGAUCCCUUUCCCUCCGGCCGGCGCUUAAGCACCUCUGCUUGGAAAGGAAAUACCUGGUCGUCAGGUCCAGGAGCUGCCAAACGCCUUGUUCCUUGUCAUACCGUGAGAAACUGGAUGAACCUUCGAGAUGCAGAAACAGGGAAAAUCCUCUGGCAAGGAACAGAAGAUCUGUCUGUACCUGGAGUGGAGCAUGAAGCUCGAGUUCCUAAAAAAAUCCUGAAAUGCAAAGCAGUAUCUCGGGAGUUAAACUUUUCCUCAGCAGAACAAAUGGAAAAAUUCCGUCUGGAACAGAAAGUUUAUUUCAAAGGGCAGUGUCUAGAAGAAUGGUUCUUUGAAUUUGGUUUUGUGAUUCCUAACUCCACAAACACUUGGCAGUCCUUGAUAGAGGCAGCACCUGAAUCACAGAUGAUGCCAGCUAACGUUUUAACUGGUAAUGUUAUUAUAGAAACCAAAUUCUAUGAUGACGAUCUUCUCGUAAGCACUUCCAGAGUGAGACUUUUCUACGUUUGAGAUGGGGCUUUUUGGAGCUGUUUUAGUUUUCCUCCAUACAGUUCUUGGUGCAGAACCCCCCCGACUAUCCAGUGGAAGACACUCCUGUAGGCAGUGACCCUGGGGACCAGCUCAGCGUGGGUUGUGACCUUUGCCCAUCAGUUCUUUUGCUUUCUUCUCUGACAAGACCAGACCAAAUCCUCAGAGACGGGGCCAUCUGCUUAGCGAUGCCCUCAGGAAGAGAGGCUGUCUCUGAACACAGGCAAGCGAUGGUCGUGCAGAACCAAUACUGUAAAUUUAUGUUAGUCUCAUCCUUUCUACUUCUCUGGACCCUGGUAUAAUCUCCCAUUUCCACUCACACCGAACUCUCAAUGCUUUUAUUUUGGGGUUAAGUUAACCUUUUCAUUUUUCUCAUGUUGUAGAUUUUUAUCCUUUCGCUGGAUUUCUGUGUAACUGGUCCACACAUCCUCUUACCCCAAACUUGUAAAAUAGACUGUGAUAUCACCUAAUGUAAUUAAAACAAAUUUCUCAAUUAAAACAUUCCUACCGUCCAAAGAAGGGAAAAAAUGUCA